AUGACAAAUACAGUUUCAUCAACAAGUGGUACCGCUAAUCGGCCACGUCUUUGUCGAUCUGAUCAUCAACCAAAUAUGCUUGAAUAUAUUGAUACAACAUUAACUGAUUCAUUUUCAUCACGUUUAAAAUUACAAGUAACACCGCCAACAACAACAGCAGCAACAACUACUACUGCUACUACUAAUGUAUUACUAUCAAACGCAUAUGAUCAAUUUGGUAAUACAAUUGUUGAUCAAUAUCUUCUUUAUAUUUUAUGUCAAAAAGUGAAUCCAAAUCGAACUGACAAUAGGACUAAAGAUCUAUAUCAAUCAUUACAUAAAUUAUUUCUAUUUAAUGGUAAAAUAUCGAAAUCUUUUUUUGAAUAUUCUCCACCACCUCUUAAUUGCUCAAGUUAUCAAUCUUUAUUUAAUAAUUAUACAAAUUUUAUUUGGAAUGAAUUUGAUGUUGAUGUUUUACUUGAACUUGCUUGUUUUUUAUUAAAAUAUCGUUUACGUGAUAUAUUUAUAAAUGGAACAAAUAAUAAAACAAAUAUGAAUUCUAUAAGACAAAAAAUAAUUGGCUAUUUUCUUGAAAUUAUUGCAAUAUAUUAUAUUUCUACAAAUCAUUAUGAAUAUUUUAUUCAUUCACGUUCAAAAGAUAUGCUUUUUCCAUAUCCAUCAUCAACUCUUAAUUCUGAAGAUUAUCAAAAAGAAAAAGAUAUUAGUUUAUUUAAUAAAUUUCUUCGUACACUUAAUGAUAAUGGUGAAAUAUCAUUUAAUGUACAUCAAAUAAAAGUUCUUCUACAAUCAGAUGAAUAUCAAUUUUUAAAUAAAAAAUUAGAAAAUAAAAAAAUUGGUUUUAUAAAUUUUUUUGAAACAAUUAUACGUUAUCAACAAGAUAAUUCAUGUCGUUCAUUAAAAACUAUUUGUCGUUUAUCAAUUAAAAUGCAUAUUAAACAAUUUCCAGAUGACAUUAAACAAUUAUCAACAUAUCCAUCGAUGAAUGAUCGACUUAUAACAUAUUUAACUUAUGAAAAUAACGAAUUGCCUGAUGUUGCUUUGAUAAAAAUUUUCCGUACGCUUGAUCAUAUAGAAUUAGUUCGUCUGUAUCAUAGUUUUGAUACAUCAAAACGUAUACAAAAUUUGAUACAUAAUUGUUCAUGUUUAUGGAUAAAUAUUCAUAUAAAAUCAACUGUUGAUUAUCAUUUAUUUACCUACUUUUGUCGUUUAUUAAUAUCAAAUGCAUUAACAAUUCGUGAAUUAAUAAUUGAUGAACUUGAUUUAACAUGUAGAAAAAUUCUUUAUGAUAAUGAAUUUUCUUUAAAAAAAUUUUCUAAUCUUGAACAAUUAAUUAUACAUGAUGAAUAUAUAUGUAAUACUUUACAAUCAUUAAAUUUUUGUUCAUUAACAUUAAAAGUUUUACGUUUAACAAAUGAUCAUGUAAAUUUACAUCAUAUUAAUCAUUUAAAUCAAUUAAAUACUUUACAAUUAACUUUUUAUUCAAUAGAUAUAUUUCAUAAUAAAUUUGAACAAUUAACUAAUUUACAUUUAAAAAUCAUGUUUGAUUAUGAUCAUAAUUCUCGUGAAAUAUUUUCUCGUUUACCUAAUAAACACUUACAAAUUUUAACAUUAAAAUUUCUUUUAUUAAAUAAUGAUUAUAAUUUUUUAAAUGAAUUUGAUCAAUAUUUACAUACAUGUUCUUAUCUUCAUACACUUGAAUUAACAUAUUUACAUGGUAUGUGUCCAUUAAGUUUAUAUACAAAUAUAAACUAUUUGAAAUAUCAACGAAUUAUACUUAUUAAUAUAUGUCAAUUAAAACAAAUGAAAGUUUUUAUUGAAUUCAAUCAAAUUGAUUUACCAUUAAAAUAUUUACAAUUCAAUUCAACAUUAAAUACAAAUCAAUAUUCAUCUUAUAUACAAAAUGAAUUUUGGUACCGUCGUCAAAUAAUUUCUAUUGAUUAUAUACAAUGUGUAACAACAUCAAUGGAACUUUUGAAUGAAUUAAAUAUAAUCUGGUCAGAUAAAAAUCAAAUAACACAAUCAUUUGAAUCCUAUAUACUUCGUUCUAUUUAUAAUGCAUCUCAUAUAAUAUCUUCACUAAAAAAUUUAUCAAUUAGUAAAUUUGAAGUAAGUCUUAAUGGUUUAAUUACACUAAUGACUAGUUUACCAUUAUUAAAUGAUUUAAUAAUAACUGAUGGCAAAAUUGAUCAAAUGGGCUCAGGCAUGUGGAAUAUGGAAAAAAUAGUAAAUGCUAUACCGAAUAUAUCUCAAUCUAAUAUACAAACAAUUGUCAUGAUUAAUAUUCAAAUGUCACGUCGAACAAUUGUUCAAUUAUGUUUAAUGACUCAACAAUUGAAAUCAUUAACAAUGAAUGAUGUACGAAUAUUGGAUAAAACGAUUAUUUUAGAACAAAAUCAAACUGAUAUUCGUCCAAGUUUCCUAGUUUUUUUAAAACAAGUUGCUCAAUAUACAGAUCAAUUUAAAUGGAAUCAUAUGAAAUCAUUGACAAUAGGAAAAAAUAUGAUUAAUCGUCAAAAUCUUUUAUCAUUUAUUCCAUCAGAUGUAAAUAAUACUUAUUCUAUAAAUAUAAAUCAUUUAUGUAUUAUUAUUCAUGAUCAUACAUUAUUAGAAUCUCAUGAUAUAUUUCGAAAAUCAAUAAAGAAGUUGAUAAAACUUUAUUCAAAACUAACAUCAUUUAUUAUUGAAUUUACGAAACGAUAUGAAGGACAUUUUCGUUUAAGAAAUCAAUUACAAACAUUAUUUGAAUUAAAUACAAAUAAAAAAAUUUAUAUCUAUCCAACUAUACAUGAUAAUGCUUGUCGUUUUUGUUUUGAUACAAAUUUUAAUAAUGAUGAUGAUGAUAAUGAACAAAUUAAUUCUAGUCAACGUAAUCGAACUUUUUGUGGUAUUCCAUUAUUUCAAUCUAAAAAACAACGAAAAUCAAAUGUUUUUUCAUAA
Messenger RNA from Rotaria sp. Silwood1, 2937 nucleotides. Lineage: Eukaryota; Metazoa; Rotifera; Eurotatoria; Philodinida; Philodinidae. The record is from the annotation of a GenBank genome assembly.